Molecule: messenger RNA, 6353 nt
Organism: Penaeus monodon (black tiger shrimp)
Lineage: Eukaryota; Metazoa; Arthropoda; Malacostraca; Decapoda; Penaeidae
Product: nuclear receptor coactivator 6-like
Source: RefSeq, a predicted model, not a curated record
CGAGCCUCCUUCAAUGCCUCCGCCACAGCAGAAGCCAGUAAUCGAGCCUCCACAAAUGUCUGCUCCGCCGCCCAAGGAGGAAUCUCCUGAAGAAGAGACCUUUUCAGAUGAAGAAGAAGAAUUCAGCUCUCCAGAGGAGCCAGAGGUACCUGUUGUCAGCAAAGGACGUGCUAGAUCUUGGCAGGCGUGCCUCAUUAAUAGAACCAGUGCUUCCAAGACCACUGGCAGCAGUAGAACCACCAGUAGCUCAGAGCGUAAAAGAACCAUCGCCAGUGCCUCAGAGCCCCUUCAAAGAACCAUCUCCUUCGCCACUAAGCCCCGUCAAAGAGUCCUUUUCACCGUACACUCCUGUCUCGGAACCAUUUUCUCCGCCACUGAUGCCGCUCAAGGAGCCAUCGCCCCUUCGACAGACUUCGAUAAAGGAACCAUCGCCUCUGCCCCAGACGCCCAUCAAGGAGCCGUCUCCACUGCGUCAGACCUCCGUGAAAGAGCCAUCGCCUCUGCACCAGAUGUCUAUGAAGGAGCCAUCUCCACUACGCCAAGUUUCUAUGAAAGAUCCUUCACCUCUUCGCCAAAUGUCCGUGAAGGAACCAUCCCCUCUACACCAGUAUUCCGUGAAGGAGGCUUCACCAUUCUCCCAGGUGCCUAUGAAAGAUCCUUCACCUCUUCGCCAAAUGUCCGUGAAGGAACCGUCACCUUUCAAAGAAAUGUCUCCCUUGCUACAGACCCCGAUCAGGGAGCCAUCUCCAAUGGCCUACACUCCUAUUAAAGAAACGACGCCACAAAGGACGAUGCUCAUCAACGAAAACAAUAUCAGGCAAGCACCUGUAAAGGAGAAAACGCCAGAGCUCCCGAAGCCGACAACUGCUCGACGAAAUUCAAUUGCCGAUGCUUUGACCCACCUCAUCGAGGAGCCCACGGUUAUCUUUGCUCCGCCAGCCGUUAAACAUAUGCCUGCCAGAGAGCCGACGCCAGUGAGACAGAUAGUCCGAGAACCCACGCCUGUAAGGCAGGCCACCCUCCAACAACCUGUGAUAGAACCUGCUCCUCUCAUCAAAAUAGAAGCUAAACAACCUGCAGUAAAACCAGGACCACAGACCCCACCAGCCGUCAGCCAGGCCUCUGUACCAAUAACUUCACCUGUCAAGAAUGCACCAUCAGUCCAGGGAAGUCCAAAGAGGCAUUCAGUUCUGCCAGAACCAAUGCAGAUCAAUUACAUCCCCAUAGAGAAGAGCCCAGUAGUUAGUCAGCCACCAGCAACUCAACCCGCUGCAAAACCAAUGCCUGCUACUGUAAACAAACAGCCUGUAGCAAAACAAAUGCCUGCUCGUAUGCCUUCUCCUCCCCCAGGACCCGUUGCCACCCCAGCGUCUCAAAGCACAGCAGCGCCACGACUUGUGCGCCAGUCGUCACUUCCCUCGAAACCUUCCCCAGCUCAGGUCACAACUCCCACUGCUCAAAAGGAAGCCGUUUCUACCCCUCCUGUUUCGAGUGACGAAGAUGCCGGUGCCGGUGCCGCAGCCGCACCCAGCGCCAGUGAAAGAGGAGAUCUACGGUCGAGUCCUACGUCAGGGUUGCACAAAGCUCCACUUCCUUGGAUGUGUGGAAGGCCCAGAGAACCGUCUCCACCACCGUUGUUCGUCAUGCAGGCCCAACAAACUCAGAACAGAUUACAACAAAAUCGCAUAAUGAGACAGCGCUCAGUGGGCCCUGAGCCUUCCCAUGCACAACCGCAUGCUCAAGCGACCGUAACCUCUCCCCCAGAGGUCCUUCAACACCCAGGAUUCUACAGACAGCGUUCCUUGCCUCCCCCUCAACGAGCUCAGCAGCAGCUUCCGCAACAGAUACCACAGCCGAUUCCGCAGCCGAUUCCACAGCCGAUUCCGCAGCCGAUUCCACAGCAAAUACCACAGCCGAUGCCACAGCCACUACCACAGCAGAUGCCACAACAAAAAAUGCCCCAGCAAAUACCACAGCCGCUGCCACAACAAAAGAUACCACAGCAAAUGCCACAGAGGAUGCCACAGCAGCAGGCACAAGCGCAGCCGAUCAGAAUACAGCCGACGCGGUCGCAGGCGCAGCCGCCGUCGCCGCAGGUGCGCGACAUCCCCAUCAAAGUCCAGACGGCGCACCAGCCGCAGCACCGCCCACGGGAGCGCAUCAUUCCUAUCACCAUCGAGAGGGAUUCCCCGCCCAGAAGCACGGCCCCGACGUCCAUACCAAUCAAGACGCCGUCGACCUCAGCGCAAGAACACAUCAUUCCUAUCCAUUUCGAGGGAACGCCCAACGCCGCGCCGAGACCCGGCUUCCAGCAGCCCAGGGCCCAGACCCGGCAAAACGCACAGCCGCAGCCUAUGAGCAGCAAUGGGCUAACUCCCCGGGGGCGGCCUUCUCCCCGCCACAGUUCCCCUCGACGCCCCUCAGUGGGAACCCCAGUGGGGCUUUCACCCCGUACAACUCCCCAGCAGGAUUGUACUCGAACAACAAUGCCCUCGAUGCUCUACACCAGAUGCAGCAGAGCUUAGAGCAGCUGAACUCGGGUCUGCAGAAUGCGUUCCCAAGAUUCAUUCAGAAAAAAAUGUCGGACUCUAUAACAACUCGGAAACAACCUAGCUCGCAGUACCGACCUCAGCAGAAUGGAAAUGGGGUGCCAGGAGCCCCAGGGGACGUCGCAGCCAACGGGGGAGACUUCGCCCCUGUGCAGUCCCGCUCCUUUAGGGUCCUGCAGAACGUCCUCGACCAUCAGGAUACCGUAGACGGUCCAUCCAAUGGUGCUCCAUUGAAAGUAGAAGUUCCUUUAGGAUCCCCAAGUAGAGGGCAAAAUGGAUCCGUAAUCCACUCCCAGCCCAAGGGCCCAGGUUCAAAUUUUAGAAGCGUUGUUAACAACAAAGAUGGAGUCACAGCCCAGCAGAACAGGGGAGUCUGGAUUGAUACCCCACAGCCAUACAAUAGUGAAUCAAAGAUCAUACAACAGAAUCAUCAUGGACAGAGGUCCCCCAGCUUUGGUACAAAAAACCUGCCAAAUAGUUUCAAAAAUAAAGUGCAGGUUUCUGGUCAUAAUGAUGAGACCCGAAGCAGGGGUGGUCACUAUUCCAACAGAAAUGCCUGGGCUCCUCCAAAGACUGGUUCAGAUGAUGAAAUCUCCAAUUAUAUGCAAGCUCAUGCCCCAGUGUACCAUGGAGAGUUCCAACCUCCACCAAAACAAUAUAGGCCUAAGCCAAAUCAGCAAAAUACUGUUUAUCAGCUAAAUAAACAGCCCAUAAAACAAAACUCUCAUCUGAAUCAGCAGCAACAUGCAAAGUUGCCACAGCAGUACCAUCAGCCCAUGCCUUUUGAAAUGAAGCAAUUAAGUGAGUCGAAACCUAGCAAUAGUCCAUCAUCCUCGAAGUUUUUCCGAAUGCUACAGACGAUCACUGAUACUUUGCCUGAAGGAGCUGAACCCCAGGGACCUGUCCACAUCCCCAACAUUAAACCACAACCGAAGGUGCAGCAGUUCCAACAGCCCCAGCAGUUCCAACAACCAGAUGGUCUGAACAGUUCAGCACCCUCAGACCAGACUGUCCCUGAGCCUAAGAAGUACAUGGGAGGUAAUAUUCCUUCUCGCUCCUUCAGGAUGCUUCAAGCCAUGACAGAUGCUGAUGAUGCCUCAGACGCCGGAGAACCUGCCAAAGUGUCAGAGGUUCCCAGCCCGCCUGGUGAUGACCAAACGCAUGCAGCCAGUCAGACCCCACCUCUUGAGUCCACAAAUAUCACUUCUCCAUCUGUUCUUUCUCCUUCCAUAACACUGACUGAAACAAAUGACACUUCCUCGGAUAGUGGAAUUUCAUCUCCAUCCAAAAUUUCCCCUUCAUACACCACCACUAAAGACAGCAGAGUUUAUAGGAAUGUCGCUCCCAAAAUAACCUUCACUGGGCAGAGGAAUGCCCACGUUGUCAACUCUGCUCUCAGCAAUGCCAGAGACCCUUCGUCUCCUUCCUCUCCAACAUGGAAGUGUCCAAGUUUCUCUCAUUCUCCUCGGUCUCACUCACCUGUGUGCCAGUCACAGUCGCUGCCUAAAUCUGCUGAAGAUGAACACGAUUCUGGAUCUGACAGUCCAAGGCUGAUGAAGAUCAUACGGCAAGAAUCUACAAGUCCACAGAACACUGAGAGGCGCUAUGAGGGUGCACACAUUCCUUCACGAGUGUUCCGUCACUUGCAGACAGAGUACCCAGCAUCAUCAAAUGAAAACAAUGAACUUCAAGAGCCAAAAUCAAGGGUUAAUUCCAAAAGUCCAUCUCCUCGUUAUGAUGGAAGUCCAAUACCGCCAAGGGUAUUCAAGUCACUGCAGAAUGAGACCAAUUCAAGCUUUGAUUCUGAUACAACUGAUGGCGACACUCCUUCAAGAGCAUCAAGCUCAUUUGCGGAACUAGAAGAAUACUACCACAAUGGGGUGGCCAACACACCCUGCACCAAGGAUACUGUAUUAAAAGAGCUGACAACUCAGUUUGAUAACACAGGUUUCAAAAAGAAGCCAAGAGCUGCACCAGGAAAGGUCUUCCGUUACUUACAGACCCAGUAUGAUACUGCCGCAGAUCCCCAGCCAGAACCACAGCCUGAUAAUUUGCAGACACCAAGUGAUGAGUGUCCAGGCUUUGGUUACCGAGGCUCAAAGGUCCCUUCACCCUCAUUCAGGUUCUUGCAAAAUCAGUAUCAUCAACAACCAGAUGAGGAGAUACCAAAGGAUAACGAGCCGCUCACAACUGACGCCCCUGCGCAUGAGGUGGAGCCCACACCCUACAGAGGAGGCCGAAUUCCUGGAAAAACAUUUAAAUUCCUUCAAGACAACAUCACCACUCACCCAUCUGUCCUUCAGGCAAAGAAGUAGAUUAUUUGCCAGUGCAGAAGAAAAAAGGAAAAACCUUCCAAUAAUUUUGUGUUUAUAAUGAAUAUACAAACUAUUGCAUACAUUGUGGUUUCUGAUAACUAUCAGGUGGAAAGAUGUAUCAUUCCACAUUAUCUUCAGGAACUUGCAAGAUGGGAAUUUAAACAAAGUUCCACCAAGGGGACCAAAUUAAUGCAUAAUAUUAUUGCAGAGAAGUAAUAUGAGUAAAUCUCAGAUUAACCAGACCUGUAUGAUACCAUUACAUUUAUAUUUUCAUUUUUAUCAACCUUUGUUGUGCAGCAAUAUAAUACAAACAAUAAUAGACUUGUCAGAAUAUUCUAAUUGAUGAAACAUUACACUGAACCUCCCACCUCUGUCUGAUUAAUGAUUUGAACUUAAAUUGGGCAACAUGACUAUCAUGUGCUUCAGAACGUCCCCACCUUAUUUACAGAAACUUAAUACAGUAACCCUGUCUUCCUAAGAGAUGGCACUAGUAAGCUUUCAGAAUUGUGGGUUGUCAUUUUUGAUAAUUUUAUAUUGCAUUGUAUUUAUUACUUUUACUAUGUACACAAAUAAGUAGUUUGAUGUCUAAGAUAUAUUAAUCUAUGAUAUAAUGGUAUGUCUACUUAGGUAGACAUGUACAUUAUAACAAGAAAAAUUAUUUUUUUAUGAAUCAUAAUUAUGUAUUAUAAAUGUGCUUAACAUUACAUGACUGAGGACCUGCAGAUCAAGAAAUGGAUGCAAAAGAAGAAAUCAUUGCAUUAGAAGAGAAAAUUGAUCACAUCAUUAAUUUCAUUGGUACUUGUUAACAUGCACAAAUUUUCAUGAAACAACAGACCUGAAAUUACACAUAUCACUGUCUCCUUUCCACUGCUAUUCCCUGUUGAACUAUCCACCCAGGCUAAUACGUACCAUUUGGCUUGCUUAUGGUUUGGAAGAUUCCUCACAGUUGCGGGUCCUGGCCAAAGCGAUCUGUAGACAGCCCACUAGCAACAAGCAGUCUUUAAUGUACACUCAGUGAUCAAGAUUAUUAUUAUUUGUUUUUUUUGCAUAUAUUAUGUUCAACAGGAAAAAAAUAAUACUAUGUUAAAUUGCACAUGUAGUUCCCAGGCCCCAAUGUUUUUAUACUGUUUUUAGGAAAAUCCAGCAGGUUCCUCUUUUCUGCUGAGCAGAGUAUAUCUAGUGAGAUUUGUCCUACUAAUUUUAGUGUACAUUACUUAUAAGCCAUGUUUUGGGUUCUACAAACAGAGUUAUGUGGUUUAUCCUUGCUGCAUAACUAUGUACAGUUAGCCUUGCCAUUGUAUGAUUCUUCCUUAAAUUUUCUAAUAAAGCGCAUGUUAUUACAGCUUUGUGCUUCCAUAUGUCUUAAGUUUCUACACAAUGCUUAGAGGUUUUAUUUCCAUGUGGAACAACCCAAAUAGCACUUACACACAGAAAAAAAGUUCAUGCCACAAUGACUCGUGUCCUGUGACUCUCCUGCAUGGAAAGCUAC